Molecule: messenger RNA, 2597 nt
Organism: Culex quinquefasciatus (southern house mosquito)
Lineage: Eukaryota; Metazoa; Arthropoda; Insecta; Diptera; Culicidae
Gene: noc
Product: zinc finger protein Noc
Exons: 2
Coding region: 385-1848 (487 amino acids)
Biological process (GO): negative regulation of DNA-templated transcription
Cellular component (GO): nucleus
Source: RefSeq, a predicted model, not a curated record
UCGUUUCACGAUAUCCAGUUUUCAGUUUGAGUUUGUCUUUCGUGCCGUCAACAGCUCUUGUUCGGAGCUCCCGGAUCGUAAAGUUGUUACUGUUGAGUGUGGAGAGUUGAGAGAAGCAGUAGUAGUAGCAGCAGUUGUAUUCCUUUGUCGGUUUUGUGGAGAGCAACAACAAUAUCACACUGCAUGAGGAGAGUUCGCUGGUGAAUAGAUGCAGUUUGUCAGCUGAGGAUUACAGUGGGAGAAAACAUUGCUGGUGUGUGGGAGAGUGUUUGUGGUUUGCAAUUGAAGGAUAAUAAAAUAAUCGUGGAUAACGAGUGCAGUGAUAGAAACACAAACCGAAACGGUUCGGAAGUGGAUUUAACUAAAGCUGGAUUACGUUGCCAAAUGGUGAUACUGGAAGGAGCAGCAAUGUUACAAGUAGGAAACAACCAGUACCUUCAGCCGGACUAUCUGUCGCCGCUGCCAACAACGUUGGAUGCCAAAAAGAGCCCACUGGCACUUUUGGCACAAACGUGCAGCCAAAUCGGAGCAGAUUCCGGAAACAUUACGGUCAAAUCGUUGGUGUCACCGUCGGAGAAGAACAAGAAAUCUUCAACCUCGUCGGCUUCCUCGUCUGUAUCGAUGGAUAACGGAAUAAAUCAGCCGAAUUCGCGGUCGCCGUCGGUGAAGACAGAAAAAUCGGAUGCAUCGCCGGAAAUCAAGCUGGCGUUCAAGCCUUACGAAAUGAAUGUGCUUACCACAAAGGUGAAGAAUGAAGAGCGCCCGUCGUCUAAGAUGAGCUGUGGAAGUGAUGUUAUGAACAACAAUAGUGUGAAUCAUGUCAAUAAUAACGAAGUUAAGAAAGAAGCCCGUACGCUGUCGCGUGGAAGUGCUGAGUCCCCGAACCGUGCCGGAAGUGUUCACAUGAAGAGUGGGGAAGCAAGUGAGAACGGAAAAUCUACUCCGGAUGGAAGCAGCAGAAGAACCAGCUCACCGAACGAUCGUGACAAAACUUCGGCGAGUCCGGUUGUGCGCUCUGGCAUAGACAUGAUGCAGGGUGGAAAGGAUUUAUCCGGAUACAAACCGGGUGCUUACGGGAUUAAUCCAUUGACUGGACUGCCAUCGCCGUCCGGAAUCGACCACACAAAUCCGGCCUUCCGACCUCCCUUUGCCGGGGCCUUCAGUCAUCAUCAUGCUGCUAUGCUUGCUGCGGCGUACCCGGGAGCGGCGGCAGCCGCGGCAGUCGGUGCUAAUCCUUACCUCAGUUACACUCGAGUAAAGACACCUUCCGGAGGAGAAACGCUGGUGCCCAUUUGCAAGGAUCCGUACUGCACGGGAUGCCAGUUUUCCGCUCACAACCACCAGAUGAUGAUGGGGGGCCAGUGCCCAGCGGGAUGUACUCAGUGUGAUCAUCAAAAGUACAGCCUGGCGAUGGCCAUGGGCUCGAUGCCCCCUGGUUAUCCGUAUCCUCCAGCAGCGACUCAGCCGGGUCGUCCGUACAUGUGCAACUGGGUCAUCGGUGACUCCUACUGCGGUAAACGUUUCAACACCACCGACGAGCUGCUGUCCCAUCUUCGUACCCACACCGCCAACCUGUCCGACCCGGCGGCACUGGCCCUGCAGCAGCAGCUGAUGCCAUUGAGUGGCAUUUUUCCACCAUCUUCACUUCACCGAGGCUAUCCGAACCCUCCACUGAGCCCUCUAUCCGCUGCCAGAUACCAUCCGUACGCGAAACCGGGUGCGAUGCCGGGAGCCAUGCCCGGAUCACCGUACGGAGCUGCCUUCAAUCCGGCCGCCUUCGGACAGUACUACUCACCGUAUGCCGCUGCCCUGUACAGCCAACGAAUGGGAGCAGCCGUUCAUCAGUAAAUUGGACUCACUCCAGUCAAGGUGUUUUGCAUUUGGCCCGGUGUUAUUUUCUAUAAAUCUGUGAUAUUACAUUUAUUCUUACUGCAGAAGAAGAAUAAUCGACGAAAAAGAGUGUCGCUAGACGAAGUUAUCAAAACAGCGUGUAUACCAAUCCUUGCCUUCAAAACUGGUUCCAAGAAUUGAUUGCCCCCCUUCAACAAGAUACUCAUAAAUCAAUAGACAGAGAAGUUGUACCAAAUAAAAAUGGCGACGGGGAGCGUAAAGCUUUGAACCAGUUUAAGGCACAGAUUUCUAAGCAACAUUUGUAACAUAUAGCAGAGAUGUUGAACCUAAGGCGAAGUGUAGUUCGCCGAGGCCCGGUAGCCGUCGGCAUUUUGUGCUGCUUCUUAGACUUGUGUUUUUGCUACGAAAUAGUUAGUUUUUGAUAUGAGUUUCUGGUGAAUUAAAUGACUAUUUAUUGGUUAGACAAAGCGUCAUGGUAUCUAUUUUAAAAUUAAUUAUAUUUUUUGUUUAUGCUUGUUAAAAAUUACAAAUUAUUCUCAACAGAAAAGAUGUGAAGGUUCAAAAGAUAGGAAAUUUCAAAUAUUCAAACUACAGAAAAAAAUCUGUACCAUGCAGUUUAAAUUCUAGAAGCAAAAUGGGAAUAUAAAUUAACGUAGCAAGCCGCAGAAGGAAACUAUUAAUUAUCAUUAAGUGUACGAAAUGAAGAAAGCAGAAAUAAAUGAUUUUAUAACAAAGAUGAAGAAAAA